UUCAUCGAGUAACACAGAGAGCUAACCCUAGAUAACCAGUAUCAUUCAUGUCUUCGAGCAGAUCAGCCAACACAUACACUUUGAAUUCUCACUACAUCCAACACAUUGUGGUAGAAUCAUGUAUGCCAAUGUUCAAAAAUCUCGUUCUUGAUCUCGACAAAGUCCAAUAUACUUGUUGGUCCAUUCUUUUUCGUGACACUGCUCGAACUCAUAAUCUUCUCCAUCAUAUUGAUCCUUCUGUUCCUGGUCCAAUACUCUCUACUGCUAUCAUCCUACUCAGUAAACGUGAUGACGUCAGUCAAGACGCGCUCGUUCUCACGUGGAUUUAUGCCACCAUCUCUCCUUGUUUGCUUGCUAGGUUGCUCACUAGAAAUUGUACUACAGCCAUGGAUGCAUGGGCAUGUUUACGCGAUAUGUGUCAACAACAUGUCCCGAAGAAGAGAAGGUUGAUGAGUAAUAGUCAGGUGGAUAUAAAAGAAAAAUUGGUAGAGUCAUGUGUGUCAAGAUUUAAGAAUGUGGUUCUUGAUCUUUACAGAAUCCAAUUCACUUGUUGGUCUAGUCUUUUUCGUGAUACUGCUAGGGAUCAUAAUCUUCUCCAUCGGAUUGAUCCAAGUUUUGGUACCCCGCCUAAUGUUAGUACUGAUCAUGACAUGAUAAUUCAAGAUGCUGUUGUUGUUGCAUGGAUAUAUGCCACCAUCUCUCCUUAUUUACUUGCAAGAUUACUGACUCAGAAAUCAUCGACUUGUGCAAUGGAUGUUUGGGCACGUCUCCAAGAUAUGUGUCAACAACAUGAGACCGCCAUGGAGAAGAAAAGGUCCUUUCAAUUUUAUUUAAAUGAAUUAAAUCGGGGUUUGGGGAAUACUACUAGUGAUGAUGAUGGUACUGUUGAUUUAAUAAGCAAGUUACCGGAUGAUGUGCUCGUCUACAUGCUAUCUUUAGUCAAUGAUAUGAAAAUAGUGGGAAGAACCAGCCUUCUUUCCAAGAGGUGGACUCAUGUGUGGACUAACCUCAUGGAUCUAGAUUUCAGUGAUCCGGUAACUGCUGCCACUCUAAAAGACUGUCGGAUGCUUUCUGAUAUGUAUAUAUUUGCUGACAGGGUUUUUGUUGAUUGGGUUAACCGGGUUAUAAGGGCAAAUCGAGCUCCAUAUCUCAAUACCUUCCGGAUAUGUUUUCCCCUCCAUAGUUCUUAUGCUGUUUAUUUUCAGAACUGGAUCAAUUUUGCCUUUGGUAAAGAGGUUCGCAAUUUGGUUCUUGUAUUUGGAUACUAUGCUUAUCCAAAUAUCAAUUUCCUAAACAUAUUUACCAGUGAUCCUGCCUUGAUCCUCAAUACUACACUUAAAACUCUUUACUUGGAAUCAGUGAGUAUAAAAGGACCUCUGCUUCAGUGGGUUUUAACUAAUUGUCUCAAUCUUCAACGUCUGUCUGUUCAUGGCUGCAGGGCCAGUCCAGAUGACGCUGCCUCUUCCAAACACCACCAAAGACUCAUGGUCUCGUCCCUUACAGUCAAACAUGUGGAGUUUGUUUGCUGCUUAAAGUUACUCAACAUUAAAACGCUUCAUCUAUCUGCUCCAAAUCUUACUUCCAUUGUAGUUAAUGAUAAUGAAGUUGAUGUGGAGUAUCAUAGUAUUCCAUCGCUUGUGGAUGCUACUUUUGGAGGGUCAUAUUUUCCUCACUUGGAUACCUUAUGUAGCUUUUCUUCGCAGCUUGAAAAACUGUCCAUUGAGUGGUGCAAGGUUAGUUCGCUGCAUGCUGUAGUGUAUGUGUUGCUAAUUGGUUAGUUGCAUGAUAAUUUUCUUGCUCAGACAAGAUUACUUGUGUCUGUGAACAACCUUGAUGCUUUUGAUCCAUUUUUAUUUUGUAGGUAUACCCUGCAGUUACUGGAUUUCCGAUUUUUGUUAAUGUUAAGCAAUUGGAGAUUGUAGUUGGGCUUGGCUCUCCGGAUCAUAGCCUUAAUAUGUCAACCUCCUUGAUAGAGGCGUGUCCUUUGUUGCAUACA
Molecule: messenger RNA, 1996 nt
Organism: Daucus carota subsp. sativus
Lineage: Eukaryota; Viridiplantae; Streptophyta; Magnoliopsida; Apiales; Apiaceae
Exons: 1
Coding region: 48-1778 (576 amino acids)
Molecular function (GO): protein binding
Source: RefSeq, a predicted model, not a curated record